Messenger RNA from Glycine soja, 1647 nucleotides. RefSeq names its product light-mediated development protein DET1-like. Gene Ontology annotation, molecular function: ubiquitin protein ligase binding; ubiquitin-like ligase-substrate adaptor activity. Gene Ontology annotation, cellular component: cullin-RING ubiquitin ligase complex; nucleus. The record is from RefSeq and is a predicted model, not a curated record. Lineage: Eukaryota; Viridiplantae; Streptophyta; Magnoliopsida; Fabales; Fabaceae. The transcript has 12 exons. Gene Ontology annotation, biological process: positive regulation of proteasomal ubiquitin-dependent protein catabolic process; protein ubiquitination. The annotation marks the transcript as partial.
UUCUUGCAGGUUCAUCAUGCUCGGCGAUUCUAUGAAAAUUUGGUACCAAGUUACACAGUAUAUGAGGUUGAGUGCCCAGACCAUUCAUUUCGUAAAUUCACUGAUGAUGGCCAAUACCUUAUAAGUUUCAGCAGAAAUCAUCAGGAGUUGAUUGUUUAUAGGCCUAGAUGGCUUUCUUUUUCAUGCAAAGAUGAAGAUUGUGAUAAACAUGAUUUGCCAUCAAGAGCAAAGAGAUUUGACAGUUUUUUCACCCAAUUAUAUUGUGUAGCACUUGCUUCUUGCAAUGAACUUAUAUGUAAAGAUUUCUUUCUUUACAUGGAGAGUAAUCAAUUUGGACUGUUUUCUACUUCAACGGCUCAAAUUCAUGAUGCUCCUGCUGUUGGAGGAGUUGUCCAAGGUGUUCCUUCAAUUGAGAAGAUAACUUUCCACCUCUUGAGACUGGAAGAUGGAGAGAUCUUGGACAAGAAGGUCUUCAGUAAUGACUUCGUUAAUUUAACCCAUAAUAUGGGUGUCUUCUUGUAUGAUGACCUAUUGGCAAUUGUAUCACUUCGCUAUCAAACUAUACACAUUCUUCAAAUUAGAGACUCUAGGAACCUUGUUGAUGUACGUGCUAUUGGGGAAUUCUGCCGCGAAGAUGAUGAGCUUUUUCUCAAUUCAAAUGCUCAGGGCAUGGCAUUGUCUGACAAAAAUAAACAGCUUCAAUUGCCUGGGAACCACAUUGAAAAUCACCUGCAUCAAGGCCAGCCUAAUCUGGGGAAUUCUUUUCUAAGUGGUAUAAAACAGCGAUUGCUUUCAUUCAUAUUCCAGGGACUAUGGAAUGAAGAAAGAGAUGAUACCUUGAGGAUCCAAAGGCUCAGGAAGAAAUUUUACUUCCACUUUCAAGAUUAUGUUGAUUUGAUUAUCUGGAAGGUGCAAUUCUUGGACCGACACCAUUUGCUAAUCAAGUUUGGUAGUGUAGAUGGAGGGGUGUCCCGAAAUGCUGAUCACCACCCAACUUUUGUUGUUGUAUAUAACAUGGAUACAACUGAAAUUGUAUCAUUUUAUCAGAAUUCACCAGACGAGCUUUAUCUGUUGUUUGAGCAGUUCUGUGACCACUUCCAUGCAACAUCAAGGAAUUCAAUGUAUAUGAAUUUCAUAUCAUCUCAUUCAAAUAAUAUCCACGCACUGGAACAACUCUGGAGCAUUAAAGAUAAGGCAAGCAGCUCUGCACAGGCUGACAAAGCCAUUGCAGAAAUUGAGGCAAAGUGUGGCCAAAAAAUUGAAGAAUGCAAAGAAGAACAAAGGCAGCAGUUGAUGCGCAUUCAAGAUGAACACACAUUGCUCGUUACUCAAAUGAAGCAGGAGCAUGACAAGAGGCAAGCAAGCCUCAUAGCUGAACACAACGAACAGCUAAAGCGUACCCAACUGCAAGCUGAAAAUGAAUUGAGAGAGAAAACAAUGUUUAUGAGGAAUGAUCAUGAAGCUCAGAUCAAAGCAUUGAGGUGUGAACUUGAAGAUGAGUGUCAGAAGCUGGAAGAGGAGUUGCAUCUUCAAAAAUCCAAAGAAGACAGGCAAAGGGCUUUGUUGCAGUUGCAGUGGAAAGUGAUGAGUGACAAGCCCAAAGAGGACCAAGAAGUGAAUUCAAAACAGGCACAGUUGGGGAAAUGA